UUUUGAUAAAGGACUAAUUUGAAGAGAUGUUGCUGAUUGUGGUAACACUGAGCACACUGGUGAGUCUGGCUCACUUAGCCCCUCAUGGGUGCAGUCACGAUGGCAGCGAGUACAGAGUCAACCAGAUAAUAACGAUCGGAUGUGAUGAGUGCGUCUGUUUACCCGGCCACAUUAAGUGCCCAGCAACACUAAAGUGCCCCAGACAGUGUUUCUACAAGGGGAAUAGAUACGACCAUGGAACGAAGUGGUACAAUGACGAAACAUGUGACAACUGCGAGUGCGAUGAUGGAUCUUUCACUUGUAUUAACCGAGAGUGCCCUGACAAGUGCUCAGUGAACGGAAUGAACUACGAUGUUGGGGAGAAGUUCAAGAAGGACUGUGAGAUGUGCACGUGUUACGGUAACGACAUUAUUCACUGCGAGGAGAAGGACUGCCCUUGUUUCAUCAACAACAAUAUCGUCUUUCACAAUGAUGUGAUCGAGCUUGGUAGAAUCGUGUACCGGUGUAUGGACGGUAGAAUGACUGAAGACGAGGAUAACCGAGUGCAUGGAGUGCUGAGGUACUUGACUACUGCCGAGAUCAAGGAACUUGAAAUGAAAUUGCUGGAGAAAGAGAAGAGGGAGAAACUGGUGGCACUUUAGGAGAAGUAGAUGUUUGCUUUCAGGCACGAGCUGGGUUAAGAGGAGGGGAGAUUUUCCAGAAUUUUUAUUAAAGGAAUGUUGGGCAGGGAUUCCGAAACAAUUUACUUGCAGAUAUUACAAAUGUCACUAGGGAAGGGGUACCAGGAAUUGAUCAAUGUCGUGCGCUAUAUUUUAUUCAUGUAUUAUCAUUACAAUUUCGAAUUAUAAUAGAAACCUUUCAAUUUUAAAUAGCAUUACUGAACGUUGCAGUGUAAAAUAUUUAUAAUAAUCCUUAGCAAAAAAUGUAUUCGAAGAUCUUUCAUGAGGCUUGUAC
Bolinopsis microptera is the source of this 954-nucleotide messenger RNA. RefSeq names its product kielin/chordin-like protein. The transcript has 4 exons. Bases 27 to 641 code for a protein of 204 amino acids. Gene Ontology annotation, molecular function: protein binding. The record is from RefSeq and is a predicted model, not a curated record. NCBI's taxonomy places the organism in Eukaryota, Metazoa, Ctenophora, Tentaculata, Lobata, Bolinopsidae.